GCCCCGCCCCCUGCCGUCCCGGAAGCGCUGUCGGAGCGGCCGCCGGUUCGGCUCUGUGGCGGCGGCGGCGGGCGAGGGGCGGCUGCGGCCGAGCGGGCGCCGCUAUGGAACACAUUCGUACCACCAAGGUAGAGCAAGUGAAAUUACUGGAUAGGUUCAGCACCAGUAAUAAGUCACUGACGGGAACUCUGUACCUUACAGCAACUCAUCUGUUAUUCAUAGAUUCAAGCCAGAGAGAGACAUGGAUACUACAUCAUCACAUUGCUGCAGUGGAAAAACUUCCCUUGACUACUUCCGGCUGCCCCCUUGUCAUCCAGUGCAAGAACUUCAGGAUAGUUCACUUUGUGGUACCCAGAGAGAGAGAUUGUCAUGACAUUUAUAACUCUUUGCUUCAGCURUCAAGAACAGCAAAAUAUGAAGAACUUUAUGCCUUUUCUUAUAAUCCAAAACAAAAUGAGUCUGAGCAAGUCAAAGGUUGGCAGCUKAUUGAUCUGGCAGAAGAGUAUAAGAGAAUGGGAAUACCAAAUGCUUACUGGCAGUUGUCUGAUGCAAAUCGUGAUUACAAGAUUUGUGAAACCUAUCCUAGAGAACUUUAUGUUCCCAGAACUGCAAGCAAGCCCAUAAUUGUUGGUAGCUCCAAGUUCAGAAGCAAAGGAAGAUUCCCAGUGUUGUCAUAUUAUCAUAAAAAUAAAGAGGCUGCAAUUUGCAGAUGCAGUCAACCUCUCUCAGGUUUCAGUGCCAGGUGCCUGGAAGAUGAGCAUAUGUUGCAAGCUAUCAGUAAAGCAAAUCCUUCAAAUCGCUACAUGUACGUCAUGGACACCAGACCAAAGCUUAAUGCAAUGGCUAACAGAGCUGCUGGGAAGGGCUAUGAGAAUGAAGACAACUACUCAAACAUUAGGUUCCAGUUUGUUGGCAUUGAAAAUAUUCAUGUAAUGAGAUCUAGCUUGCAAAAACUCCUGGAAGUCAGUGGCACAAGAGGUUUGUCUGUCAAUGACUUUUUGUCUGGUCUGGAGAACUCUGGAUGGCUGCGUCAUGUCAAAGCUGUGUUGGAUGCUGCUGUCUUCCUGGCAAAGGCAAUAGCAGUUGAGAGUGCAAGUGUAUUGGUGCACUGUUCAGAUGGCUGGGAUAGGACUUCCCAAGUUUGUUCUCUUGGAGCUCUCUUGCUAGAUUCCUAUUACAGAACAAUCAAAGGAUUCAUGGUCUUGAUAGAGAAAGACUGGAUCUCUUUUGGGCACAAGUUCUCUGACAGAUGUUGUCAGUUGGAUGGUGAUCCAAAAGAGAUCUCACCAGUGUUCACCCAGUUUUUAGAAAGUGUGUGGAAUCUGACUGAGCAGUUCCCACAAGCCUUUGAGUACAAUGAGGCUUUCCUCCUUCAAAUUCACGAACACGUCCAUUCUUGCCAGUUCGGUAACUUCCUUGGAAACUGUCAAAAAGAACGAGAAGAGCUAAAACUAAAAGARAAGACCUAUUCCUUGUGGCCAUUCCUUUUGACUGAACAGAAGAAAUAUCAGAAUCCUCUCUAUAAUCCAGACUUUUCUCCAGAACUAACUCUUUUGGAACCUAAUACAGUGUCAUUCAAUUUUAAGUUUUGGAGAAAUAUGUACCAUCAGUUUGAUCGAAGUAUGCAUCCCAGGCAGUCUAUGUUCAGCCUUAUCAUGAAUACGAGUGAGCAAAAUAAACAACUGGAGGAAGACAUUAAAGAACUGGAAGCUAAAAUAAAGCAGAGAAACGGGCAGCCAGAUGUGGUGCUUGUGAAGGAACAGGAGCAGACUGCUCAUCCUGCCCCCGUGACGCUGAAGACCCCUCCGUGCUUCCAGAAGGAGCCCCCGCCUAUGCCUGUGAAUGACGCCGUGCGAACCAUAGAGGGCAGCAACACAGCAGACAAUCGCUACACUGAGCUUGUGUCCGAGUUCUCCAAAGCUGAGCCCGCCGUUGUCAGCUUGGAGUACGGAGUGGCCAGGAUGACCUGCUAAUUGAAAUCUGGCACUGUGUUCUUCUAGACUGAUUAAAUGGAGAGAUGGGUCAUUUUCAGGAUGGGUCUGUGCUGGAUGACCAAAACACGAUUUGUAUUUCAACAAGUUUUGUUAAUGUAGACUAGAACAGCAUGCUAAUUGUCAAGUGUUUGCUGUUCUUUUAAGGGGGAAAAAGUCUCUUUUUGAAAGAAAUAGGGGCAUUUGGUAAGUAGUGACUAAAAAUCAAAGAAUGGUAUGUCUUUGGACUUAGGUCAGUUUGCACUAAAUUGAUUUAAAUAGUAAUAUUACUUUAUUCAGUAUAGGAAACCACAGGUGGUCUUUCACAAAUUAAUUUUAUUUGGACAAGAAAACUUGAACUUUCUACUUUAGGAACUGAAGCUCCAUGUAAAUAUAGCAUAAUAGUUGAGUACGUAUUCCCUUGCUUAGUGUCACCCAGUACUAAUUUUCAGUGUAUUAAGUGCCAUGGAAAAGUAUGACRUAAUUCAAAUCAUAAAUAGUUGGCCUUAAACCUGUCAGAUCAAUUAUUUUGUCCUUUACUACUGCAGUCUACUUGGCUCUGUUUACAUUGUAUUUGCUCAAAUUUUUAUAUCCUUAAAACAGGACUGAAUAUAAAGAAUUAAGCAUGCCUAAGCUGGCACAGCCUUUCAACAAAUAGCUAUAUGAAUGUUACCUUAUCACUURAGACUGUUUUUUCUUCCAUUUCCUCUGUUGUUAAAAAUAUAAUAGAUCAAUUUUCCUCUCUGGCAGCUCAGUAGAUUGAGCAUCACUAAAGCUGCAGGUUGUCUGAGCUUAAAUGUUUUGAUUUGUGGCAAGGUAUUUAAGUGUAAAGUAAGAUAAAUCACGUAAGAAAACAAAACCUAACCAAUAACUGAAUCGUCAGGUUUGUUCCGAGUGUUUACCGUGUGCUGUGCAGUUGUUCAAGGUGCAAGAAUGMGAGCAGAACUUUUGGAAAUGCAAUCUACUGACGUUCCAAAUUACAAAAAAGUUGCAUGUCUGAAGCUCAUGAGAAACUUGAGUGCCUCAUAAAUGUUUCAAUAGAAGAAAAUUUUGGUUAUUAGUGAAUACCCUUCUCAUCUUAUAAAAACUUGUCCAACCUGUGCAUAUUUUAAGUAAUUUUAGUAUCUUAGAGAUAAUAUCUUUAGAGAUUUUUAUGUAUUUGGAGAGAGGACAAAAACUUGUAGAAGGCUGCAGUAGAGAUCAUGAACAUAAGAAAAAAAGAAAACUUAGAGUUUAUGCACUUAACUAUGUAUCUAAUCUUCUAGUAAGG
This is a messenger RNA of Malurus melanocephalus (red-backed fairy wren), 3240 nucleotides long. It is a transcript of the gene MTMR6, whose product is annotated as myotubularin related protein 6. Gene Ontology annotation, molecular function: phosphatidylinositol-3,5-bisphosphate phosphatase activity. The record is from RefSeq and is a predicted model, not a curated record. Gene Ontology annotation, biological process: dephosphorylation. Gene Ontology annotation, cellular component: nuclear envelope. The transcript has 14 exons. Lineage: Eukaryota; Metazoa; Chordata; Aves; Passeriformes; Maluridae. Bases 105 to 1973 code for a protein of 622 amino acids.